Messenger RNA from Trypanosoma grayi, 1530 nucleotides. RefSeq lists its product as hypothetical. The record is from RefSeq and is a predicted model, not a curated record. NCBI's taxonomy places the organism in Eukaryota, Euglenozoa, Kinetoplastea, Trypanosomatida, Trypanosomatidae. The transcript has a single exon. The coding region runs from base 1 to 1530 and encodes 509 amino acids.
AUGCGUGAGGGGGACGCCAUCGUGUCGCUCGGCACUGUGUGCAUCAGCCUGUACCAAUGCCCGCCGUCGGUGUCCGGAGCGGGGGGCCGCUGCUGCUACGGUGUGGCGCGCGACUACCGCGGUGACGUCCUCGUGCCGUUCUACAGGGGCAGCACAGCGUACGCGGAGUUGGCGGCCGGCGUCGAGUACCGUCUUAACCAGUACACCGUCCUCCACGCGGAAGCCGCGGAAAAACGACAACAACAACAACAGCAUCUGCGCCAUACACGAGAGUCGGCGUGCGGUAACGGCUGUGGCUGUGGCUUCAACGGCGCGUACUACUGCUCACGCUGCGGCUCUGGUGGGGAGGAGGCGGACGGCGGCGGUGUUGCUGCCGCAUCAUCAUCAGAGACGCGGCGAGUGGCGAUAGACGCAUACCCGCGGGUGGUGGUGCGCAACUUCACGCGGGUGCGGCCCCGUGCACAUGACGAUGACACCGUCGUCUACGACGCAGUGGAUGACGGCGAGGAGGUGACAGAGAACAAUCUCUGCUGCUUCUUCUACUACGUCAUGGAGAAAACCACAAAGGGUGCGUCGCCGGUAGUUGCGAAGGAUGGCAGCACGACGCGUCCACUGAUUGGGCGAGACCACGUGCGUGCGUAUGCGUCGGACAGCGCGUACGACGACGGAGAGGCGCAGAAACACAUCGAGCUCAAAGUUGGCGAGCGCCUGCUCCGCAUCGGCACCUCCGCCGAGCAGAGGUUUGAGGAUAUCUUCCAGCGUCUCAAGAAGCGCAACAUUCACGUGCACCGCCUAUUUGACGGCGUGACGGGUGCCAGCAUCCUGCCGUGCGAACUCGUGCGCCACCUCAGCUGGAGGGUGUCGGCGCUGUGCGCAGAUGUCGUCCUCCCGCUUUCGGCGAGCGUGGGCGUCAAGCGGCGCCGCAACGGGGGGGAGGAGGAGGAGGAGGAUACAGCAGGAGCACUAGCAGAAGAUGUAGGAACUUUGAUUAGCCUGUCAGAUGUGCCGCCGUGUGCGUACGCCGGCAACACUCUGAGCCUGCAACUUGGCUCCUCCAUCAAUGAUGAUGUGGAUACUAUUGAGAUCGCAGAGGCCCCGUCGUGGCGCCACGAACAGCUGCUGCUGAAGACAACAUUUGGCUUUGACGAGGAUGACACCACAGUUCCCAUCGAAGACCUCUUUUCUCCUGCCGGCCGCGGUGUGCCACCAGAUGGCUCGGCAGAGCUGGUGGAGGGAAGCAGCCCUUUAAAGCCUUACUACUUGGACGAUGAUUCGUACAUGUCAACGGUGUAUGAUGGUGCUCCCGAGGGGAGCAGCGUUGCUGCAUCCGCAACGCCGAUGCGUAACGACAUUGACAUUGCGAUGGGUGACAGCAGCAGGCGUGGUGUGCGGCGCCGCAUGGCCCGGCAUGGCCGCGGGGAUAGGUCACCCAUCCUAGUCACGCAGCAAUCACUGCCAGAUUUCUGCUUGGGCAGCACCGAUGAAGAGGAGGAGGAGGAGGAGGAGGCGGAAAAAGAAGACGAUGGUUGA